Cervus elaphus (red deer) is the source of this 1042-nucleotide messenger RNA. RefSeq names its product olfactory receptor 2B11. The transcript has a single exon. Bases 18 to 974 code for a protein of 318 amino acids. NCBI's taxonomy places the organism in Eukaryota, Metazoa, Chordata, Mammalia, Artiodactyla, Cervidae. The record is from RefSeq and is a predicted model, not a curated record. Gene Ontology annotation, molecular function: olfactory receptor activity; G protein-coupled receptor activity. Gene Ontology annotation, biological process: G protein-coupled receptor signaling pathway. Gene Ontology annotation, cellular component: membrane.
CUGGAAAAUACCUCAGCAUGAGAAGUGACAACCAAAGCAUUUGGGGGGAUCCCCCUAAGGACUUCAUCCUUCUGGGUGUUUCUGACAGGCCAUGGCUGGAACUCCCUCUCUUUGUGGUCCUCCUAGUGUCCUAUGUGCUGGCCAUGUGGGGGAACGUUUCCAUCAUCUUGGUGUCCCGCCUGGAUCCCCAGCUCCACAGCCCCAUGUACAUCUUCCUUAGCCACCUCUCCUUCCUGGACCUCUGCUAUACCACCACCACUGUUCCUCAGAUGCUGGUCAACAUGGGCAGCUCCAGCAAGACCAUCAGCUACAACGGAUGCACAGUACAGUAUGCGAUUUUCCACUGGUUGGGAUGCACCGAGUGCAUCGUUUUGGCGGCCAUGGCCCUGGACCGCUACGUGGCCAUUUGCGAGCCCCUCCGAUAUACCAUUAUCAUGCACCGCCCUCUCUGCCAGCAGCUCGUGGCUGUGGCCUGGCUCAGUGGCUUUGGCAACUCCCUCGUUCAAGUGGUCCUGACAGUGCAGUUGCCUUUCUGUGGGCGACAGGUGCUAAACAACUUCUUCUGUGAAGUGCCAGCCAUGAUCAAGCUAUCAUGUACUGACACAGCUGUGAAUGGCACCACGCUGGCGGUGCUGGUGGCCUUCUUUGUGCUGGUCCCCCUGGCUCUCAUCCUUCUCUCCUAUGGCUUCAUUGCCCGUGCAGUGCUCAGAAUCCAGUCCUCCAAGGGUCGGCACAAAGCCUUUGGGACCUGUUCUUCCCACCUGGUGGUGGUCUCCCUCUUCUACCUACCUGCCAUCUACAUGUACCUGCAACCUCCUUCCCGCUACUCCCAAGAGCAGGGCAAAUUUAUCUCCCUCUUCUAUUCCAUAAUCACCCCCACCCUCAAUCCCUUCAUCUAUACCCUGAGGAACAAGGAUGUGAAGGGUGCUCUGAGAAGACUUCUGGCAAGGAUCUGGAGGUUCUGCAUAAGGUAAAGACCUGAGACGUGGUAGUUUCCAUUGGUUAGAGAAAACGAGGCAGGUGUAUUGUGUGCUCAGAGCAC